Molecule: messenger RNA, 1437 nt
Organism: Colletotrichum chrysophilum
Lineage: Eukaryota; Fungi; Ascomycota; Sordariomycetes; Glomerellales; Glomerellaceae
Exons: 2
Coding region: 1-1437 (478 amino acids)
Biological process (GO): tRNA modification
Cellular component (GO): mitochondrion
Molecular function (GO): tRNA dimethylallyltransferase activity; ATP binding
Source: RefSeq, a predicted model, not a curated record
AUGACAGCUCGACAUGCGCCCACGGACCCUUUGGUGGUCAUCCUGGGUUCGACCGGCACAGGAAAAUCAGAGCUUGCUGUAGAGCUUGCGACUCGCUUCAAAGGCGAAAUCAUCAACGCGGAUGCGAUGCAGAUGUACAAGGGUCUGCCCAUCAUCACGAACAAGAUCACCAACGAAGAGCGCCGCGGCGUGCCCCACCACCUGCUCGAUCACAUCGGCCUCGACCAACCCACUUGGAUCAUUGAGGACUUCAAGCGCGAGGCGAACAGAGUCAUCAGCGAGAUCCGGAGCAGGGGCAACUUGCCCAUCGUCGUCGGCGGGACGCACUACUACACGAAUGCGCUUCUGUUCGCAAACUCCCUCGUCGGUGGGGAGGGCGAUAAGCCCAAGGAUGCCGAAAUCAGUGACGAGCAGGCCGGCAAGUCGUUCCCGAUCCUCAACGAGCCGACUGAGGUGAUACUGGCGAAGCUGAGGGAGGUCGACCCCGUCAUGGCCGACCGCUGGCACCCCAACGAUCGGCGCAAGAUCCAGCGCUCGCUGCAGAUCUACCUUCAGAACGGGCGCCCUGCAUCCGAAAUCUACGCCGAACAGAGCCAGCGCAAGCUGGCCGAGACCAAGGCGUCCGGUGCUGGUGCGUGGCAGACGCUACUCUUCUGGGUAUACUCGGAUCCCGAGGUGUUGAAAGAGCGCCUCGACAAGCGGGUGGACAAAAUGCUCACAGCCGGUCUGAACGACGAGACCCAGUCGAUGUACGAGUAUGUCCAGGAAAAGCAGGCCGCUGGCGAGGAGGUGGACUACACUCGUGGCAUCUGGCAGUCAAUUGGCUUUAAGGAGUUUGAGCCUUACCUCAAAGCACUCAACAACCCAGACCAGACCACCGAGCCCGCCGCCCUCGAGUCUCUGAAAGCGACAUGUCUCGAGGAUAUGAAGGCCUCGACGCGCCAGUAUGCAAAGUACCAGACCCGCUGGAUCCGUACAAAGACCGUCCCGCCGCUCCAAGAACAGCCCAGCGCAAUGGACCACCUCUUCGUCAUGGACAGCACCGACAUAUCCCAGUGGUCGUCCAACGUGAUCGAUCCAGCCGUCGACAUCGCGCGCCGCUAUCUUGAGGGUGACAGUCUGCCCGAGCCGGCGAGCACGUCGGAGAGAGCAAGCGCGGUGCUGCGGGAAGUCGCGACGCAAAAAACGGUCACGCAGCGGCGGCAGACGUGCGACAUCUGCCAGACGACCUGCGUGACGGAGCAGGACUGGACGAAGCACAUCAAGAGUAGGCGCCACAAUGUGCUCGUCAGGAAGAAGAAGGCGAGGGCCCUGGUAGCCACUGAGAGGCCCAUGGCUGUUGUUCCAGUGGAAGCUGAAGCUGUCGCAGCCGAGCCCGUAGAAAAACCCUCAAGCCCUGAGGGAGGUGUCGUAGACAUGUUCGAGGAGCCGUCAUAA